GGUAGAUAUCUGGUCUUUGGGAGUGACCCUAUACAACUGCCUCACAGGGGCAUUGCCGUUCCAGGCUCAGACCAUGGAGCAGCUCAUGGACAAGAUCAUGAAGGGCAAAGUGUGCUUUCCCGACCACGUGUCAAAAGAGGCCCACGAAUUGAUACAGGGCAUGCUCACAGUCAACUGCGGUGAUCGCAUCCGCAUGCACGAUGUCCUUAGUUCGGUAUGGCUAACCAAAGGGGGCGUGGCUCGUGUGCCCGACUUCUCCAUCCCACGCGAUCUCCCCAUUGAUGCACCUGACCCAGAAGUUUUGGCCGCAGUCCAGAACUUUGGGUUCGAGGACGACGAGCUCAACCGGACUACACUGGCGAAACCCGAGAACAGUGUGAUCAAAAGCGUGUACUGUCUUCUCAUAGAAGCGACCGCGCGAGAAACACAGACACGGUAUAUUGAGGAGGCGAAGGCUGAGCGCAAGGCGAGCGCUGUGUAUACAACCAUGGGCACCAAAAGUGGACUAACCGUGGAAGAUCGAUCUCUGGGCGAGAGGAUGCGAGAUAUGCUCCUGUCACCUAUUGCG
Molecule: messenger RNA, 568 nt
Organism: Sphaeroforma arctica JP610
Lineage: Eukaryota; Ichthyosporea; Ichthyophonida
Exons: 4
Source: RefSeq, a predicted model, not a curated record